CUUUGCCGGCAAACGAACUGCCAGUCUCCACAGGCGAUGCCGGGCCCUAAGCUGCCAGAUAAUGUCUCCGGUGGCCGCGUUGCGAAGCGACAGAAGCUCCAAGCUGGUCACGAGAAAAGCUCAGCGGCGGUCGUCCGCAAGUCGAAAAUCUUCGCCCCGUUCAGAACGGUCGGCCUUGUGUCUCCCACCCAUGUCCCGUUCACCUCCCUCCCGCUCGGCAAAACGACCUUCCAGAUUACCACCUCCGUCGGGCGAUCGCUGCAGACCUACGACCUCAAAGGAGGGCUGAAUCUCGUCUUCCUUACCCGCCCGCAGACGCCAGAAAGCAUUACAGCCACACUAGCGUGGAAAAAGGUCGUGCUUGCUGCAUGGGGCGGUCCGACAGCAAAUUCUUCGCGAGGUGUCUGGGUGUUCCAGCGGGGAAAACAGGUGGGCGAGCUGGAGCUGCCUCGAGGAGCACGAGAGAACAUCACGCGGUUGCUGGCUUUUGGCGAGUGGAUAGUCGGAUGCGGCGCCACUAGCAUCCAAGUAUGGAAGUCCUCUACCUUUGAGCACUACACCACUCUGCAGAGCGCUUCCUCAAGCGCUCUGUCGGGCUCCCUCUGCAACAUGCCGACGUACCUGAAUAAGAUAUUUGUAGGAAGGAAAGAUGGCUCCGUGGAAAUUUGGAACGUGAGCACGGGCAAAUUGCUCUAUACUCUCCUUCCCCCAGCAGCCGACUUCGGGCCUGUGACAGCGCUGCAGCCGACACCGGCGGUGUCUCUCCUCGCCAUUGCAUAUGAGUCAGGUCCCAUCACGAUCCACGAUAUACGCGCCGAUAGAGAGAUUUUGCGACUCAAUACAGGCGGCUCGAAGAAGAUACCGAUUACUACGAUAUCCUUCAGGACGGAUGGGCUGGGUGCCGGCGAUGAAGGUCGCGAGGAUGGCGUCAUGGCAACUGCUAGCAGAUUUAGCAGUGACAUUACCUUCUGGGAUCUUAACAAAAUGGGCCGCAAGAUGGCCACCCUAAGUGGGGCGCACAAUCCUCCUCCAUCCGUCAAAGAUGGCAUCGGAGGUGGCAUUAAUAAGAUUGAGUUCCUGCCAGGUCAAGCGGUGAUCGUCUCAAGUGGACUGGAUAACUCCCUCAAGAGCUGGAUAUUUGACGAAGCGCCAUUCUCGCCCACUCCUCGCAUCCUUCAUUCUCGUGGCGGCCAUGCAGCACCGAUCUCUACGCUUAAAUUCCUACCCUCAAAUUCAGACGGCUCCGGUGACAUGGGAAAGUGGCUACUCAGCGCGAGCAAAGACCGAAGCCUCUGGGGUUGGAGUCUACGCCGGGACGGGCAAAGCACCGAACUCAGCCAAGGUGCAAUUCAGAAGAAAGCUAAGAAGAUGGGUCUACUCAACGGUACUGAGCCGAAUUCUAGGCAUUAUACUACGCUAGAUAAUCUUAAGGCUCCACCCAUCACAUGCCUAGCAUGCUCCCUUAACCGCGACGGUGGGAUGGGUGCUAUGCCUGGAGUUACAGGGAUCUGGAAUAAUUCCUCCAAAGUUAAAGGGGACAAGAAAGCUCCAGAGGUCAAUAUGACGGGGUGGGAGAGCAUUGUCACCGGCCACGCGGGAAAUAAGACAGCCAGAACAUGGUUCUGGGGUCGAAAGCGAGCCGGCCGGUGGACUUUCGACACUGGGGACGGCACUGAAGUCAAGAGUGUUGCAGUGUCUCCAUGCGGUACAUUUGCUCUGGUCGGAUCGGUGGGUGGGGCUAUCGACAUGUAUAACCUUCAAUCUGGCCAACAUCGACGGAGGUUCCCCGCCCGCCUAACUCCAGCUGAAGCAAAGAAGUUCAAGCUUCAACAAUUGCAGGCCGAGGACGGAGCUCUGGAUGCCAACACCCACGCCUCUCCAAAAUUUGCGAAGGGCCAAGGACGACACAAAGGAGCCGUAACCGGACUCGCCGUUGACAGCUUGAAUCGGAUUGUAAUCAGCUGUGGAGAUGAUGGUAAAGUGAAGUUCUGGGACUUCGCAACUGGAAUUCUCCGGCACGAAAUCGAUUGGUACCCGAUGACAAAAGUCGUUGGCUUGCGAUAUCACCGUAACAGCGACCUGAUAGCUCUUAGCUGUGAUGAUGGGUCCAUUCGCGUGGUCGACAUUGAAACGAAGAAACUCAUCCGAGAGUUGUGGGCUUCACGCAUUCACGCCGAGCUGCUGAUCAUCGAUUAUAUCUUCUCAAGUGACGGCCGAUGGAUUAUUGCGGCCGCGUCUGAUUCAACGGUCAGAGUGUGGGACCUUCCUACUGGCCAUCUCAUCGACGCUAUGAAGCUCCCGGGACAAUGCACUGCCGUGUCCUUCUCCCCUUCUGGGGAAUUCCUCGCAACGGCGCUGGACGGCGAGGUGGGCGUCCAUAUCUGGACCAACCGCACGCUAUUCACACAUGUCUCCACAAGGCAAAUAUCGGAAGACGAAAUCGCUACCAUCAGCGCACCUACGUCAUCCGGCGAAGGAGGAGAGGCCCUCAUCGACGCAGCCGCUGAGGAGGAAUUUGAAAACGAGCCAGACGAGACUGUAGUCCCCAUCAUGGACCAACUCAGCGACCAGAUCACGACUCUAAGUCUUGUCCCCAAGUCACGAUGGCAGACUCUCCUCCACCUCGACAUAAUUCGCGCUCGCAACAAGCCCAAGGAGCCGCCCAAAGCGCCGGAGAACGCUCCGUUCUUCCUACCUUCUCUCUCCCAGAAUCCGGCUUCAAAUGUUGGUUCAAAUGCCCUCGCGCCUUUGGAUCCGGAACCUGCAUCGCGUAUAUCCAGCUCCGCCUUAGCAUCAAAGUCCUCAGCCGCUACGUCCACAAACGAAUUCACGCGACGCCUCGCCCACGCUGCCGAGACCUCCGAAUACACUGCUAUGUUAUCGUAUCUCUCGUCCCUGCCGCCCUCAGCUGCCGAUAUCGCAAUUCGCACGCUAGAGACCGUACCGCCGUACACGGAGCUGCAGACAUUCAUCGAAGGGCUGACGGCGAGGCUAAUGGAGAGGAGGGACUACGAGCUCGUCCAGGCGUGGAUGAGCGUAUUCUUGAGACUGCAUGGGGAUGUUGUAGUCAGGGACGAGGGGCUGGUGGGCCUACUGAGGAAGUGGCAGGAGGAGGCAAAGAGGGAGAGGGAGAGAGUAGGUGGCUUGGUCGGAUAUAGUGUUGGUGUGGUCGGAUGGGUGAGGAGUGCGAGGUGAUUAGAGGUGUCUCAUGUCUCUUCAGCUGGACGAAUCGAGCCCUGGUGGCUCACAAGUCAUCAAGAUUCCAAAGGGGCCGGCAGCUGGCACAUCGAAUUACUUGCUUAUAGGGCUUUGCUAACUCGGUUGUGGGUAGGGAUAGAGGGGCCCAUUUGUGUGACGACAGUUCAUUGAGGGUGCAGCCUUCCCCGCGUGGCUCUGGGGCGCGCAAAGUGGUUCGUCAAACGGGUCGGUAUGCGGACGCUGUGCAAGCGCCACGAACCGAUACAUACAGUAGUAUAUCUGAAGACCCCUGAAGAGUACAGUCCCAGUUGCACGAGCUUGCGCGUGAGCAGCUAGCGGGUC
This is a messenger RNA of Trematosphaeria pertusa, 3540 nucleotides long. Its product is annotated as Utp21-domain-containing protein. NCBI's taxonomy places the organism in Eukaryota, Fungi, Ascomycota, Dothideomycetes, Pleosporales, Trematosphaeriaceae. Gene Ontology annotation, molecular function: protein binding. The record is from RefSeq and is a predicted model, not a curated record. Gene Ontology annotation, cellular component: small-subunit processome; Pwp2p-containing subcomplex of 90S preribosome. The transcript has 4 exons. Gene Ontology annotation, biological process: rRNA processing. Bases 37 to 3195 code for a protein of 1052 amino acids.